Molecule: messenger RNA, 4200 nt
Organism: Schistocerca cancellata (South American locust)
Lineage: Eukaryota; Metazoa; Arthropoda; Insecta; Orthoptera; Acrididae
Exons: 10
Coding region: 76-1722 (548 amino acids)
Source: RefSeq, a predicted model, not a curated record
UGAACUUUCCAGCUAUUAAUUAAACACAGUGAAUUAUGAAACUGUUGCUGAAACAGCAAAGAUCCAAUAGUACUCAUGGUUUCAUUUUAUUUUUUGAUUGUCUCUCUCACAUCUGUCAUACUUCAGUUGCAAGGAGGUUUGCCUGUAAUAUUCCCAGAAGCUGUGCAUGUUGUGGAAGGAGGUGAUGUUUUGCUAAAAUUGCUAAGGAGCAAUCCAAACCAAAGAUCAUGUCUUCUUAAAACACCAAACACAUCAGUUAUUUAUCCACUUAUAUCAGAGUUUGCUCAUCAUCAAAAUGAAUAUCAAAAGAUAAAAUAUUUUGGUGGUAAUAUACAUACAGAUUGUGGUGUCCGGAUUAAUAAUGUAACUGCUGAAGAUGUAGGAUACUGGCGACUUACUUCAAUAUCACAUAUUUAUGAGAAGGUUGAGGGUGCUUCGAAAAUAUCAUUAAGUGCUAGUUCUUCUUCAGCAGUGAAGCUUUUGAUUGGUACUAAGCCUGUUAUAAACUUUGGUGAUCUCCAGCAUUGUACUUCAUAUUACAUGAAUAAUAAGUACAAGGAAAUAAAUGCAGAUGUUAAAAAUGCUUCUUGUACUAACAGUGAAGAACUUGAUUCUGGAUGGACAACUUAUAAUUCUUUAGGCGGAAGUUUAACACUAUUUUGCAAUUUGAAAUGCAAAGAGAGACUAGCAUCUUGCUACUUUAUUCGUCUAUACGAUCAGGCAACAUUCAGCAUGGUUGAUGGGACCGGCAAUGGCAGAUACAGUUAUUUUGGAGAUGGACUUUGUUCUGGUCAUUGUGGUAUAACUAUUGAUUCUCCUCAGGAGAAGGAUUACGGCAGAUGGCAGUGCAUUGUUUUAACAGCUCACAGAAGAAAACCUCUUUCUUCUUUUAUCUCUAUUUCUUCAGAUAUAGGAGAUGUUGCUGCAGCUGAAAAAAUUCAAGUAUGGGAUAUUGGUAACACUGUUGUACUCUUGGGGCAACCACUGACAUUGAAAUGCCGUGUUGAGACACCAAUAAGUGAAUGUUCACUGGUUCAUCCAAAUGGUUCAACAAUUGUGCUUGACACAAAAGAAGGGAUUUACAACAGUACAGAAAUGUGGAAAUAUGAUGGUUUUAGUCUUGAUGCAGGUGACUGUGGAGGGACACUGUUUGCUGCAACUGAGGAAGAAUCUGGAAUUUGGAAAUGUCAAAUGAAGACACUGAGGCCAACCAACACAAUUUAUGCAUCACAGAUUCAGGUGAAAGUGACAAAAAUCCCUUUAAUUGCAGUAAAUGAAGUGGUUGUGUCACGUGUUGGUGACAGUAUAACAAUAGGCUGUCAGAUGGUAUCACCUAUGUAUGUUAUGGAAUACUGUUCAUUUAAGCAACCUGAUGGAAAUGUAUUUGGACCUCUUGGAAAUGCAACAUCUUACGUACACAUUAUGGAAGCUGGUCUCUGUCAAUUGAGUAUCAAGAGUGUGGAAAUGAGGGAUCUUGGAGAAUGGACAUGUACAGUAAAGAUAAAAAGUCAAGAAGAUGAAAUAUCAACCACUACCAUCAUUCAGUUUUCAGCAAAUCCUUCAGUAGCUUCAGCAGGUGUGGGUGCAGCUGUUGGCAUAGCAGUUCUGGUAGCAGCAAUAAUUGGGUUAUGCUUUAUACGAAGAGUCUGCCAACAAAAAAAUUCUAAUAUUACAGGGGAACAUCCUGAAGGAGAAGAAAUUGAAAUGCAGCAGGCAGAAUAGGUUAUUUCACAUGUGCCUCCAGAACAUGGCAUGCUGAGUACUAUUGUCAAAGUGGGAAUGAUAGUUGAACAUAUAAAUCUCUAGUAUGGUAUUAUAAUUAACUAUUUUUAUGAAUUAUCAUUUAUUUAUGCACUGAAGAUUACUUACAUCAUACAAGCAUUUUUGUGCCUGGCUACUAGUUUUUCACAAUUAGUCACGACCAUUUGUCAUGUUUUUAUGAACACUUUCAGAGUGACAGAGCUGCACAGAGAAAGAAUUACUAAGUUUGUACAUUAACUGUCUGUAUUUUAUGCUAAUAAAUUAAUUUGGCUCCUAUUAGUAUUAUGCACCAUAUUCUGUGAAUUACGGCAUGACUGAGAAUAUUUAUGAAUUUGAAACUAUUCAAGGAGUACAUUAGUCAAGACACGUUUGUACAGUAACUGUCUGUAUUUUAUGCCAGUAAUUACACAAAUGCUGAAGUAACUUGAAAUACUAUCAUCUGUAAGAAUGGAAGGAAACGAAAACCUUAAAAAAUACCCAUUAGGAAGAUGAUCAGCUUACCAGUUUCAUAGAAACAUAUUGUAUGAUUUUUCUAAGACAAAAUCCAGUGAAUAACUAAUGGAAAAGGACUUACAUAUACCUUUCCUUUGAAAUUUUGUGGUAGAAAAUAUUAUGUUUCAUUGUGUAAUGUUUGUAUAAAAUAUGUGGUAGCUAAUAAAUUCAUUUGGCUGCUGUUAGUAAUAUACAUCAUAUUCUGUGAAUUGCAGCAUGACUGAGAAUAGUUAUGAAUUUGAAACUAUUCAAGGAGUACAUUAGUCAAGACAAACAACUGAAUUUAUUAAAUUAACUGACAUCAUUGGUGGUUUUGUGCAUGGAAUAUGAAGACAAGGUGUUUUCUUUCAUUUUUACACAUUUAAAAUAGUUAUAAAUGUACAUUAUUUGCUUUUGCUGCUAUUAUUUAGUGCUAAUGGGUACUUCACCUGGAGGUUGAAAAGAAAGAAAAAUCUAUUUACUAUAGGUAUGGAGUUUUCUUUGUAUGUACUAAUGGGCUUUGUAUAGAUUUGAAUUGUGAAAAAUCUGACCCUUCUCAUUAAAUCUUCUUUUAUGAAGAUUCUGUGUGUGUGUGUGUGUCUUGAAAUCUGGAAAUGUGAAAUUGUAAUCAGUAUUUUGUUGCAUAUAUUAUUAUAUCUAGUUUAUCCUUCUGUAACCAGUAGUGUCUAAUACUAACACUAACCUUUAAGAAUAGAAAAUUAUAUAGUCAUAUUAACAGUAUGUUGCUGGAAAUUGAUGUAAGUAUCUUUCCCCAGCGGCAAACAUCACAUCCUACAAAUGAAAUGUUCUUGAAUAUAAUGACUUACCCUAUAAACAUAUAUGCAGAUGUAGUUUGCACUUUAGUAAAGAUGUUAUUACUGAUUAAUCCAUGAUCAAGGGUGUCAGACCUAAAUUGCAAAAUUUGCUAUUGCAUGGAGACAUUAUUGGUCAAUAGAAGUUUUGAAAUGCAACAUCCUGAAAUACUCAACGUAAUUUUAUUAAAGGCAAAAAUUCUCAUCAUAAAUGGUAUAUCAUCUGGAGGAUUGUCUUCUGGUUUCUGGUCAAUGAAACCAGAACAAGUACAUCCUAGUCAGACUGGUAGUUUUUAUGUUUGUGGUUAUGUCCCACAAGUACACAUGUGUAUGAGCAGAAAUGAAAAUGCUAUAUGGACAUUUCUUUGGUUAAAACUUGUGAUUAAGGGCUGAAAAAAUCUUAAAAACAAAUUGUAAUAGAAGUGAAACAGCAGUAAAAUAAGAUACCAGUAUGCGAAAAACACGUUAGCAAUAUGUUUGAAUAUACACCAUCAUAAUUAGGAAAUAAAAUAUAAUGAUAAUUUAUCAUAGUUUGAAUCUUCACUGUAUAAAAUCUUACAAGAUGCGUGGUACAAGGGAAAAUUCACCAAAAUGAUAGGCAUAUUAACUAAACCUCCAUUUUCCUGCCUCUCCACCCUCUAUCUGAGGCUUUUAUGGCAGUCUCAUGAUAAUGCAAAGAUAAGAUAUCAUUUGGAAAUUUGUCAAAUUUACACAAUUGUUUUAGAAAUUUGCAUUUAUUGAAUAAUAUAUGUAUUUGAUGAUUCAUAUGUUAUUGUAGUUGUGUAUAAUACUUCUAUUCUGAGCACUUAUAAAUGUUUCUCUACUCUUUACAAAUACUUAAAGCUUAGUAAAUACUUGUCAUGUUAUUAAAUGUAUGUAUCAAUACUGUUUAAUAAAAUGUAAAAAUAUAUACCAAUCCUAGGUAGGUCAACCUUUCUCAGUUCUGUUGCAAUACACUGUGAGAUACCACUUUAUGCUUGUAGUUGUAAUGAGCAGUGCCAAUAGAAAAGUACAAAGCAUUCAUUUUUUCAGCAAAUGAAAAAUUAGUGAGUCAGAGGGAAAAUCUUCAAACUCCACUAAGUCAGUUAUGCGGUUGCAUGCAUUGUCAACGUAUUCCAAUGAUAAACUUCUCACAUGAUUAUCUGUCAUGGUAUCA